Molecule: messenger RNA, 4087 nt
Organism: Marasmius oreades (fairy-ring Marasmius)
Lineage: Eukaryota; Fungi; Basidiomycota; Agaricomycetes; Agaricales; Marasmiaceae
Exons: 13
Coding region: 99-3977 (1292 amino acids)
Biological process (GO): nuclear pore organization; protein import into nucleus
Cellular component (GO): nuclear pore transmembrane ring
Molecular function (GO): structural constituent of nuclear pore
Source: RefSeq, a predicted model, not a curated record
GGUCGUUCUAAUUUCAGUCUUUCACUCGAACGUCCAAGUUUCCCUUUCCGCCACAAGGCUUCUUAUUUCCGCAAGCAAGUUGCCGCGGGGAAGCUACCAUGUCAGCUGCCACGACCCAGCAGCAGAACUCAAAGCCGUUGAUACCCGAAAAAUACCUAGAUGUACCGUCCCAGAGACUGUACUACCUGAGCUUGGGUCUUUUUUGUCAGGCCGCGAAAGCCUUGGACUUUUUUCGCUCACUCGCAUCCUCAAACACCUCGUUGCAUUUGUGCCAGAAAUGGCUUCUCGUCGACUUCGUGUAUUGCAUCCUUCUCUCCGUUCUACGGAUACCUAGGCUUAACUAUGGGAAAUCAGUAGUGGUCCUGCAGGUCAUACUUCUGUGGUUUACGGACGGGCUUCUGUUUGGUGGAAUUAGAUUGAACAUCGGUGAAGGGCAUUUGAAUUCAUUUACACGGCCUGCAGGCCGUGUGGAAUGGGCAAUGACACCUCAAUCUUCUCGUUUAUAUGAUUUUGUGGCACCGUUUACCUUUGGCCUUCUUUCGACAGAACAAGCGGGUUCUGGCGAUUCCCACCUCCUUGGACAACACACAGUACGGAUGUCUCCAAUAAGCACCGCUCAACUCAAUGCGAAUGGGAUGUCUUUCUGCCUACCUACACCAGAAUCAACUGUUCUGAUUCCCAUUCUAUUCAAUAACACCAAUCCUAUUCACCUCUCUUAUUCUAUAAUACCACUGGGUCACCAUGGUCAUGUUGAACGUGUCGAACUCAACGGCAAAGACCUCAAAGCAAUAGAACAAGCUCGCAUGGAUACGCUAAAAUUGGCGCGCGUCACGGCUUCUAAUGGGGAAGAAGACGACUUUGACGAAUAUGACGACGAGGAGGCAUCGUCUUCCGAUGACAUAACCCAUUCCAGCCUUCAAAAAUCCCAGUCCAUCCACCACAUCAGACUCUCUAAGCCGGCUAUCGUCCGUCUAGAACGAGUCGUCGACAUCUCAAAUGUGGAGGCGCGGCUAGUGAUUCCCUCAGAGGCACUUGUUGUGCCAUGUCCCACAGUAGAGUUUGUUUCCGAAAACCAAGUUUCGGACGAUAUACGCUGCAUGGGUCAGGAUCCAGAUGUUCAGCUAAUGAUGGAUAUUAGUGGCGUGCCUCCAUUGAGCCUAAGAUGGUCUAGAGCAAUCAAUGGAAAAAAGGAAUCUUUCCUUGUAGAGGGGAUAGAAGGAGACUCGGAGAGGCAUCCACAGAAUACGCAGGAUGACGCGCAAACCAAUAUUCACAUCAAAACAACUCGAUCGAUAGCUGCCCCAGAAAAGCUUCGGGUACCUCUAACAGUCUCGUUGGCUGCUCCAGGAGCUCAUGUUUACGCUUUGGAAGAGGUCAUGGAUGCUAUCGGAAAUGUGAUACUUCUUUCGCCUGAUGGACGGGCUGAAACCGAGCGUAGAACAAUUCAAUCAUUCCGAGUUCUACAGCGUCCAUCCAUUUCUUUCAAGCACUGUAGUCCUGGAAACCCUACACCUCUCCUCAUAGGUGCGGAAGCUCGUUUGGUUGUGACUGCCAAUGAAGCCGACUCUCUUGACGGGCCUUGGUCCGUGGAACUCAAGUACAGGCCCACCGUUGACAGAGAGAAUGAAAAGUACAAGAAAUACAAACCUUGGAGGAAAACGCUUACUACGGAACCGGGUAAGCGUGACAUAACUCUCAUAGCUAGUUCCCCCGGAGAGUAUACGAUUGCCAGUGUUCGAGGCAAGUGGUGCGAUGGAGACGUUCUCGCACCUGAAUCCUGUACCGUCGUAGAAAAGCCAAAACCAACUGCCGAAAUCGCCUGGAAAAAGAUACACGAGUGCUCCGGUGAUACUGGUGUCUCCGCUUCGCUUGUCCUCCACGGUGCACCUCCCUUCUAUGUCUAUUACCAGAUACAAAAAGACUCGGAACCUGCGAUCGAAAGGUCGAAAACGUUCCCUACUUCACGGGGAGAAUUCACUCUUCAACCCGAGCACAGCGGGCAUUAUACAUUCACUUUUACAAAAAUCAGCGAUGCUAAUUACAAAAAAGUCGAUCUGAAUGGCCCAACUAUCGACCAAAUCGUCCAUCCUCCGGCGUCCGCAGACUUCAUCACACGUGGCGACGCUGGCGGAAGGCAAAAGAAGGCCAUUAGCAGCUGCGAAGGUAAUCUGGUAGAUGUCGAUGUCGAACUGCGGGGAUCUGGACCUUGGAACCUUGAAGUGCAAGUUGUCGGCCCGACAAGUUCAGAGACAAUCCGGAUUCCUGGAAUCGAAUCGGCACGGAAGACACUACAGAUUCCCAUCCCGUUCCCGAUCGAUAAAGAAGGUGGUAACUUUGAUAUUGACUUGAUCAGCGUUGAAGAUAAGUAUGGAUGCAAACGAACAAUUUCUUCCCCCGGAAUUUCUGUGAAAGUUCGACGGUUGAAGCCAACCGUUAAAUUCUAUGGUGCGGAUGGUAAACGUGAAAUCACGGUUCUCGAGAACAAACCUGCCAGACUUCCACUGAGGCUGACUGGUGAAGGGGAUUGGAAAGUCAAAUAUCGACAUGUGGUGGACGGUCAAAGAAGAAUCUCCACAGCAAGUCUCAGAACACCAAAUGACUUCCUCCAUGUCACCGAUACCGGAGAGUACGAACUGCUGGAGGUCUCGGAUGCCCAAUGCCCCGGAACAGUGGUGACUGACGCUUCGACGUAUAGAGUCGACUGGGUUCCCAGACCAGCAGCACAACUCUCAUCUCAUACUGCGGCCGCCUACGAGCCGUUCAAUCGCUCUUAUAUCCUCCCUCCUAUAUGCGAAGGACGGGAUGACCACGUUGACUUGGAUCUUACGGGUCGACCUCCUUUCCAAAUCAUGUAUAACAUUGCCCAGAACAGCGAGAACGGUGGCAUCAAAUUAGUCGAUCAGCCUGUGUUUAACAGCAUACAGCAUCGUACCAGGUUGCAACUUCUUACUUCCAAUCCUGGUCGGGUGUACUACGAAGUCAAGCAGAUCGGAGACGCCGCAUAUCCCCUUGAAGAGCACAAGCAGACACUCAUACCGACAUCUGAACGCUUACUGUUCGAGCAACAAGUGUCGAUGCGUCCUUCCGCCCAAUUCAGGAAUCGCAAUAGACUUUCAUAUUGCUUGAAUGAUCACUUCGUUCCCUUGGAUCGCCUAUCUCUUGACGGCGUCAUCGCCUUCUCCGGAGCACCCCCUUUCCGGCUGCAACUAUCUAUCAAGAACCUGGCUGCGAGCACAGUUGAUCAUACUCAUAUCGAAGUUCACGAGUAUUCUUGGAAGAUUGAACUGGAGUCCUAUCAAUUCCAGUCCAUUGGACCGCAUUUGGUGGUCAUUGAGUCUGUUUCAGAUGCAUCUGGCUGUCCUCAUGCUGCACUGAAUCCUAUUGCGUCUUCUAUUUGGGUCGACGUUUCCGAGACUGCUGCGAUCGUGCCAUUCGAUAGACGUGAAGAUUAUUGCGUUGGCGAUGUUGCGCAAUUCCAACUAGAAGGCACCCCGCCUUGGUCAAUUGGAUACCGCAUUAACGUCAAGUCUUACAUUCAAGAAGCCAAAGUAUCUCCCUUCGCACUACUACAGCAACAGCCCGGAGAGGUUGUUAUAACCUCAAUUGCCCACCAACAAAAAAUGUGCAAGGCAUCUAUUACUGACUUACGAUUCAAUGUUCAUCCACUUCCCUCUGCACAAGUUGGGCACGGUAACAGAAUAUAUCAAGACAUUCACGAGGGCGAUCAAGCGGAGAUUGUCUUCACACUUGUCGGAGAACCGCCGUUCACGUUCACGUACCAGCGGGCAGAAUUGACGUCCCGAAGUGGCAAACCGGGUAAAGUUCUCGAGACGCAUACUGUUUCCCGUGUGUUCUCGCACGAGUACUCGAUAUUUUCUGCAUUGGAAGGUACAUGGACUGUGACAUCUAUAUCUGACCGUUAUUGCCGCUAUCCACCAACGUCAGCGGACGCAACCGCAGACAGGUCACGGCGGUAAGACUGUCUGUUACUAAAUCUCUUUGGAACACAGCUGUAUGCGUAACCAGUCGACUAAUGAUUUUUUUUCUGUACAAUUUAAUGAUGAUCUACGUUCAGAACUACUGUAUU